Molecule: messenger RNA, 1269 nt
Organism: Rotaria sp. Silwood2
Lineage: Eukaryota; Metazoa; Rotifera; Eurotatoria; Philodinida; Philodinidae
Source: the annotation of a GenBank genome assembly
AUGAAUUCUUUAAUUUUCUUGGUGACAAUAAUUCAUUUUGUUUUUGCUAUUAAUAAAAAUCCUGGUCAUUUAAAACCAUUUGGUUCAGUUGGAUCUUUAAUUAAUAUCAAAGAAUUAGAUCAAGAAUAUCCAACAGUAGUAAAACUUUUUACAUAUUAUUUACCUAAAUCAGAACCAAUUCUUUCUCGUCAAAUAUUAAUUAAUGAUGAUCAUUAUUCAAUAUGGGAAACAGAUAAAAAACUUGAAAAUGAUGUUUAUGGAUUAUCAAAUACAAAUAUUCAAGUUGAAUCAUUUAAAUCAAAACAAAGACAAAGAAUUCAAAUGACGUUUGGAGAAUUUUUAGAUCGAUAUGAAAAAGAACCAUUAUUAUUUGCACAGAAUAUACCGACCGUUCUUCAAAAAUAUCUUGUCGUUCCAAAACCUUUACAAUGUGAAAUUGUAUUAGAAUAUUUUCAAUCUGCAAUUCUAGUCAUAAAUGGUAUUAAUACAUCACCAUUAUUGUUUGGUGAAGAUCAUGAUCGUCUUCAUUGUAUUCUUCGUGGUAAUAAACGUAUUGUUCUUGUUAAUACACUGAAAUAUCCUAAUGUUCGUAAAACUAUUCUACCAGAAAAAGGACAACAACGUGGACCACCGAUUAAUCCAGACAAAGUUGACUUUGAUCAAUAUCCUGCAUUUACAAAUAUUGAUUAUCAUAUAGCUAAUCUAAAAUCCGGUGAUUGUUUAUUUAUUCCAAGUAAUUGGCUAUUUCAAGAACGUACAUUUGAAAAUACAAUAUCAAUUAUUUAUAAUAUAAAACAUCAACCAGCAUUAAAUAUUGAUGAAAAUCAAUUGAAAAAUUGUUCAACUUAUGAUACAACAUUUACACUUGAUCAAAUUGAUUGGUCAGUUGAACCUCAGACUUUCAGAGAUGUAAUAAUGAAUCUUGCUCAUUCAAAAGUAAAGGGAUUCGAUAAAUGGCAAGAAAUAUUUUCUAAACAUUUAUCAUACGAUUUGUCAUCAGAUCCAGAAGCAUCAGCUAUAUUUGAAGAGUUCUAUGGUAUUGUUGAUGUCGAUGGUGAUGGUGAAAUAACAACAACUGAAGUUGAACAAAUUAAUGGAGCACAUCAACAUCAUAUUACUGAUCUUCUUUAUGAAAUGGCAAAAGUUAUUAAUGCUAAACACAAAACAAGUACAUCUAAACCUACUGAUUCUGAAGAUAAUCAAUUAACGCCAAAUGAUAAAGAAAUUGAUGAACAUUUACAUUUACAAAAUUAUAAAACUGAUUUAUAG